Molecule: messenger RNA, 895 nt
Organism: Salvia hispanica
Lineage: Eukaryota; Viridiplantae; Streptophyta; Magnoliopsida; Lamiales; Lamiaceae
Source: RefSeq, a predicted model, not a curated record
AUAAACCAAUGAGUUUCGUCUUGUCGAUCUUCAUUAUCGAAGUUUCCCAAUAACGAUUAUUUUGCGCCACCUAUUAAACUUCAUUAUUCUGCAUAGUUUAUUUGCUGUGUAAAAAUUCAAGUGUAUCUUAGACAAUUGGAAUCCCAGCAAUAAACCCAAAUUACAAGCCAAGAUUUGUAAAUGAGCUCGCUUUCUCUCUUUGAGAAACUGGCCUCCAUCGUUUUUGGUUGACGGAUUGAGAUCUAUAGCUUUUUAAUUUUGAGCUCAACUUUGUCUUGGGGCUGAAAAAUGGUGGGGAUUUUCUCAAGAUUUUCUGCCAGGGGUAACCAUCGCCGCUCUCAGAGUUCUCUUGAUGAAAGGGGGAGAGUAUUGCCUUCUAGCACAGAUGCUACAACCACUGCUAUCUUGUCGACAGCUACGUCUGCUACCCCCCAUGGGAUUGAACUAGCAGUCGAGUUUAAGCCCGUUGAACAUCCAAGUGAGCCUCUUGACAGUGACGAGCCGAUCCUGUGUCCACAACCCGAGCCUUCGAUUCUUAAUGAUGGAAGGAUCUGGAAGGAAAGAGCAUCGUCAGGUGUAUCCCGGAGGGGGGAGACGCCGGUUUUGGAGGAUCAGAUGGCCAUGGAACCCGAGAUUCCAAGACCAAAACCCCGGCCUGCUGGACGCAUUAUGCCGUCAAUGAGUGCCCCGGAACACAGCAUCCUCAAACUGCUCGAAGAGUGUAAUGCAUCUGGAAUAAGCUUCAACACCUGAUCAGUAUCAAGAUUUGAUAUUAUUUUUUUGUAUAAAAACCCUACCUUAUACUGUUCGAUUGGUAAAUGUUGAACUUGGAAAAGUGUGCUUGUGUAAGUCUCUUUAUUAGAGGUAGUAUAGUUUUAUCUUAUGAGUUUGGUCA